This is a messenger RNA of Ananas comosus (pineapple), 2750 nucleotides long. Its product is annotated as protein NSP-INTERACTING KINASE 1-like. Gene Ontology annotation, molecular function: ATP binding; protein binding; protein kinase activity. Lineage: Eukaryota; Viridiplantae; Streptophyta; Magnoliopsida; Poales; Bromeliaceae. The transcript has 11 exons. Gene Ontology annotation, biological process: protein phosphorylation. Bases 550 to 2349 code for a protein of 599 amino acids. The record is from RefSeq and is a predicted model, not a curated record.
GUUUCCCCAUUCUGCCGAGCCCAAGUGGCAGGCAUGGUUGUUCCUCCCUCUGCCUUCAGCCCUCCCCCCUCCCCCAUUUCUCCUUUACAUGAUGCCAAUAACAGCAACUGAAAUGCCGUUGGCUUCUGCUUCUUCUUCCGAGCACAAGAGCCAUCUUCACCUUCUCACAAGACACACAUAAAGAGAUAAAGAGAGAUGAGAUAAAGAGAGAGAGAGAGAGAGAGAGAGAGAGAAACCAACCCAUCAAUGAUUUGAUCCUACAGUGUCCAUUAAGGAGGAAGAAGAAGAAGAAGAAGAAGAAGAAGAAGAGGCUCUUGCAAGCUCCAGGCCCGCCCGCACAAAAAAGCAAACAGAAGCUAGCAGUGCUUUUUUUUUUUCUUUUUCUUUUCUUUUUCUUCUGCGGGUUUCUGUUGUUUGGGGCCUGUGAGUUUCAAUGGGGACAUAUUAUGGGGGGGUUUUCUCUUUCUUGAUGUUAUUUUUCUCUGUUUGGUUCUCUGCCAAUGCUGUGCUCUCCCCUAAAGGUGUUAACUAUGAAGUUUGAGAGGAUGGAUGGAUGGAUUAAUUGUUGCUGUUCCAGUGCAAGCAUUAAUGAGCAUAAAGGCUUCACUGAAGGACCCUUGUGGUGUUCUGGAUAGUUGGGACAAGGACUCUGUCGACCCUUGUAGUUGGCCCCUCGUUACAUGCUCUCCCGAGAACUUGGUCAUUAGUCUAGAGACUCUCAGCAAGAACUUGUCUGGGUCUCUGUCUCCAAGCGUCGGGAACUUGACCAACCUCGAAAAAUUGAUCCUGCAGAACAACAGUAUAUCAGGGCCAGUGCCGCCGGAGAUAGGAAAGCUAUCCAAUCUUCACCAGCUCGAUCUCUCUAACAACUAUUUCUCCGGCGAAAUCCCCAUCGCAGUCGGCAAUUUGAGAAAUCUUCAAUACCUGAGACUCAACAACAACAGCCUUUCUGGGGCGGUCCCUCAGUCCCUGUCCAACAUGCCGGAGCUUGCUUUCCUGGACCUGUCUUACAACAACUUGAGUGGCCCUCUGCCAAAGUUCCCAGGUAGAACUUUCAACAUAGUGGGGAAUCCUUUGAUCUGCGCAGCUGGACAGCAGGACUGCUACCAGAUGAUGCCCAUGCCACUCUCCUUCGACUCGAAUAAUUCUCAGAGUUCUCCAGCCACUGGAAAAACUAAAAGUCACAAAGUAAUUGUUGCCCUUGGUUCCAGCGUAGGAAGCAUCUGCUUAGUUAGUCUUGGUUUUGGCAUAUUUAUAUGGUGGAGGCAAAGAUAUAACCAGCAGAUAUUCUUGGACCUAAAUGACCAACACAAGGAGGAAGUUUCUAUGGGGAAUUUGAAGAGGUUUUCCUUUAGAGAGCUUCAGAUUGCGACGAAUAAUUUUAGCAGCAAGAACAUACUUGGCAAAGGAGGCUUCGGAAAUGUGUACAAAGGUCAGUUACCGGAUGGAACACUCAUAGCUGUUAAGAGGCUCAAAGAUGGGAAUGCGGCAGGCGGAGAGAUUCAGUUCCAGACAGAAGUAGAGAUGAUAAGUUUGGCGGUUCAUAGAAAUCUCUUAAGGCUUUGUGGGUUUUGCAUGACUACAACGGAGAGGCUUCUCGUUUAUCCCUACAUGUCGAACGGAAGUGUUGCAUCCCGAUUGAAAGCUAAACCAGCAUUGGAUUGGGGUACAAGAAAGAGAAUAGCCCUGGGGGCUGCAAGGGGCCUACUAUAUCUACAUGAGCAAUGUGAUCCCAAGAUCAUUCACAGGGAUGUGAAGGCCGCAAAUAUAUUGUUAGACGACUAUUGUGAGGCCGUGGUGGGGGACUUUGGCCUUGCCAAGCUUCUUGACCAUAGAGAGUCACACGUCACCACUGCUGUGCGCGGGACUGUCGGCCACAUUGCUCCCGAGUAUCUUUCCACUGGCCAAUCCUCGGAAAAAACUGAUGUGUUUGGAUUUGGCAUCCUACUUCUGGAGCUGAUUACUGGUUUGACGGCAGUGGAAUUCGGGAAGGCAGCUAACCAGAAAGGAGCCAUGCUUGAAUGGGUAAGAAAAGUACACCAAGAAAAGAAGCUUGAUAUGCUAGUGGACAAGGACCUGAAGCACAUCUAUGAUCAGAUCGAGCUCGAGGAGAUGGUCCAAGUGGCGCUCCUAUGCACCCAAUAUCUGCCAGGCCACAGGCCUAAAAUGUCCGAGGUGAUCCGCAUGCUAGAAGGCGACGGUCUUGCGGAAAAGUGGGAAGCCUCCCAACGAGCCGAGCCGCACAAGUUCAAAAUGCCCGAGUUCUCGUCCUCCUCCGAGCGGUACUCCGACCUGACCGACGAUUCCUCAUUGUUGGUUCAAGCAAUGGAGCUGUCUGGACCGAGGUGAUUUUGAUUCAUUAUAUGAAAGGAGGACCUGAGCUCUGCAUGCAUGAGAAGAGAGCCUUAUACAGUAUUUAUUACUGCGAUUAUUAAUUAUAGGUAUUGAUCGAUCUUUGUGCUUGAUGGUAGUUUCAGGUAGCUAGUGUGGAAAUGGUUAAAUUCUGCGUUGAGAGCUAUAUCAUGCGAGUGAGAUGAGCGUCGUAAGGUCCUGUAUAAAAAUAGCUCGAUUAUUAUUCAUGAGCAAGAAAUAGGGUCUCUAUCCAGCGAGAUGGAAUUUUUGAUCUAAUUGAUUAGUCAAGUACUCAAACUCAGGUUGGCGAAAUUGUUUGAGAGUAUAUAAUUAGCAUGUAAACAUUGUGACUACACUGUUCAAUUAAUUAAUUUUCCUAUCUCCCAACUUCCGUUCUA